Messenger RNA from Ricinus communis (castor bean), 2776 nucleotides. Its product is annotated as PX domain-containing protein EREX. Gene Ontology annotation, molecular function: phosphatidylinositol binding. Lineage: Eukaryota; Viridiplantae; Streptophyta; Magnoliopsida; Malpighiales; Euphorbiaceae. The transcript has 10 exons. The record is from RefSeq and is a predicted model, not a curated record. The coding region runs from base 189 to 2558 and encodes 789 amino acids. Gene Ontology annotation, biological process: protein transport.
AUUAAGGCCCUGCAGUUAAGUUUUUAAUUACAGAUUUACAAUCGAUCACUGAAACUGACAACUGACAAGUGAAAAAAAAAGGACAGAGAGAGAUCAAAAUCCUGUUAGAAUUAGGUGUGAAGAGAAAGUGUUUAGAUUGAAAUAGAAAUAUCGGUUUGUUAUUACCAAACAGAAAGCACAUAAUAAAAAUGAAUCUGUAUGCUCACGACCUUUCUCUAUUCGACUUCGCUGAUUUCUCUGAUCCGAUUUUUCAACAUCGUCAUUUUCUCCGCCGUUCAUCUUCAUCAUCAGACUUUUCUGAUGAUAAAGUCUACCAUGGUACUACCACUAGUUAUUAUGGGGAUAAUAAUAAUGAUAAUAAAAUCGAUGUUAAAUCCGCGAUGCCUAAGCAUAAGAAGCCUAACAGCCCACCAAGGCACCGUCAUGAUGGCACAUCGCCUUUGCCUUUGGGGAUGGACUGGAGUCUCCCUCCUCGUAAAUGGGACGGACGGGACUCUAUUUGGCCUCAUGACUCUCAUACAGGAUGGAGUUACUGUGUCACGCUUCCUUCAUGGACUCUUCUAUCAAAGUCGAGAGCUUCAGAUCCUGUGGUGUUUUACAGAGUCCAAGUUGGUAUACAGUCACCAGAAGGGAUCACCACGAAUCGAGGACUGUUACGAAGAUAUAGUGAAUUCUUGAAUUUACUUUCUGAACUUAAAAAAGUAUUUCCUGAGAAAACUCUGCCUCCAGCUCCGCCAAAGAGGAUUUUGAGAAGGAAAAGUAGGGUGAUACUAGAAGAGCGGAGAUGUUCUUUGGAGGAUUGGAUGGAAAAGCUAUUAUCAGAUAUUGAUGUAUCAAGAAGUGCUCCUGUUGGAACAUUUCUUGAACUAGAAGCUGCUGCAAGGUCAUAUUUUGAUGAUGCGAAUCAGCAAAGUUUAGGUGCAAAUUCUUCUGCUGGUGACAUAAUUCCAUCAGCUCUUUUCCAUACCAGCUCAGAUGUUUCUUUGCUGGCUGGUGGUUUAUCAGUCACAUCAGAUCAUGAUAACGAUUCUCCUGCAAUAUCAGAACAUGGAACACUAAGGCAUGCAAGAGACAACAGUGUUGAUUUGGGAUUGGAGACUUCCACUUCUGAACAAAAUAUAAUUGAUACAGUGGAAACGACUGUUACAUAUGGCAUAUUGAACCGAAAAUCUAUUCUGGAUAACCUGGAAAGAUUUUCCUGGCGGAAAAUGCAUUCUGGAAGAGAGAAAAAUAUUGUUAGUGGAGAUAAACUUUCUGAAAGUAGAUCUGGAGGCAAAUCUUUUCUUGGGGAUGCUGACGAACCUUUACCUCGAGUUGAGUAUCAGAGACUGGAUGGUCAUAUCCGCAGAGUAUCAACAGAUAGUACUGGGAGUGACUUAAGUUCUAUAAAAGCUAGUGAAAUAUCAAAUUUGGGGGUCGGCAAUUUGUUUGGUGAUGACUCCCUAGACCUUCCAGAAGGUUCUGAAACUUCUAAAGUAAUUGAUGCUCUUGUAAACUCAAAUUUACAGUUCCCAAGAGAUUUACUAGUUGUCUUUCCAUCAGAAGAGCGCCACAAGUUGAAUAGGGUUCUUAAUACUGUCCAGCAGAGACUUGUUACAGCAAAAACAGACAUGGAGGAUCUUAUUGCCAGAUUAAAUCAAGAAGUUGCUGUAAGACAAUUCCUGGCAACCAAGGUUAAAGAUUUGGAAGUGGAUCUUGAGACUACUAGGAAUAGCUGUAAAGAAAACAUGCAGCAAGCUGUUUUACUUGAAAGGGAAAGAUUCACACAAAUGCAGUGGGAUGUGGAAGAACUACGUAAGCAGUGUUUAGAGAUGGAGUUGAAAUUGAAAUCUGAACAGGAUGAAAGGGCACAUGUUGAGUCUGCAAAAGCUUCAAUCACUCAGGAGAAUGAAAUGUUGUUGCAGCAGUUGGAUGUUGCAAGAGAAGAUCUCGAAAACUUGCAUAAGCAUCACGAGGAGCUGGAGUUAAAGUCAAAAGCAGAUGUAAAGCUUCUCGUUAAGGAGGUGAAAUCUCUUCGUACUUCUCAGUCAGAUCUGAAACAAGAGCUUAGCCGCUUGAUGAAAGAAAAGUUAGAAGUAGAGAGAGUUCUUCAAAAGGAAAAGCAAAGAACACAGACUGUAACUACUGCCAAUACGAAGUUGUUGCAUGAGUGUGAAAUUCUCCGCAAUAGGCUUCAAGAGUGUAGUGUUAAUUUCCUCAUUGAAGAGGAAGAUAGAUUGAUUGUGGACACUUCAUCGCCAUCCGAUGCCAUAGACCUCUUGACAACAUCUGACAAUAGAAUCGGUCUUCUUCUUGCGGAGGCACAGCUCCUGGCACAAGAUGUAGAAAAUUCUGUGGCGGGAUUGGAUGAAACAUUCAACAUGAUUGGCAGUGAUAAAAGUGAUGAUGAGUUGAGGAAGUUGCUGACAGAAGUUUUUGUCGAUAAUGCAAGGCUGAGGAUGCAAAUCAAUUCAGUAAUUCGUUGUGCUCUAAAUACACAUGUGAAGUCAGAUAAAGAAGACGAGGAAGAGGAAACUCCUUUCAGAAAAACGGUUUUGAGCAAAUUCUUGGAAAGGUGAGAUGUAAUGCGAGGAAGUGGAACCCGUCCAUGUUUAUUAUGUAUAUUCAAAUUACAGUUACAUACUCGGUAUAUCAGUGUAUUUGCUGUAGAGGUUGCCAGCAUGCAUCAUGUAAUCGUAGUCUGAAUAAUUUAGUUUAAAUAUAAAUGUACACAGGGCUCUAGAAAACGGACAUGUAUAUUAUUCAUGGGAUAAAUCUAAAUCAUUAAAUUUCAUCA